UAAAUAUUUAGGUCGUGUUAUAACUAUUACUGGUCAAUCAGCACAUAAUGCAUCACGAUUUGAAUUUAAUUUAUUAGCAGGAAAUUAUAAUGGUGCUGAUGUUGCAUUUCAUUUCAAUCCAAGAUUUGAUCAACGUGAAGCUGUACGUAAUUCAUGUCAAGGUGGUGGUUGGGGUGCAGAAGAAAAACAAGGAGGAUUUCCAUUACAUCCCGGUCAACAAUUCGAAAUUCAAAUUGUUUGCUUUCCCGAACAUUAUCAAGUUAAUUGCAAUGGUCAACCAUGGUUUACAUUUCGACAUCGAUUACCAUUUCAAAACGUACAGGCUUUACAAGUCAAAGGCGAUGUUCACAUUACAAAUGUUUCUGCUAUGUAA
Messenger RNA from Adineta steineri, 373 nucleotides. The record is from the annotation of a GenBank genome assembly. Lineage: Eukaryota; Metazoa; Rotifera; Eurotatoria; Adinetida; Adinetidae.